UAUUUGAAAAUUUCAGGACUGAUUGAAAUAGCACUUUUCCUAUAGAUAAAAGACUUCUGUGGGUGGCAUUUUGGACCCCCUUGCCUGGCUUCUGCCUCCAGCAGUCACCUAGCCAUACCUACCACCGUAGUCUCCAGCUAGGCCUGACAUCCUUGAUCUCCUAACUUUUGUUCACAUACUUGCCUCUUCGCAGAUUACCCUUCUGUCAUAAAUUCCUGCUUAUUCACAUUCCCAUUGAGAAGACACUUUUACUAUGAGAAUCAGUUUGCUCUGCCUUUGUGAUGAUUCCACCAUGUCUUGAUACUUCUUAACCUCGACUGGUUAUAUUUUGUUUCCUCAACUAAUCCAUAAUCUCACAAGCCAGGUUUGCUUCUUGCUCAUCUUUUCUCUGCUCCAGCACUGCACAAUCCCCUGCACACAACGACAGCACUGACUCAUCACUCCUCUCAGUCCCUAAUGCCAAAAUUACUGACAGUCACUGUCCUGCAUGCUCUGAGCCCAAAUUACCAAAACCCUUGCUCUGACUGCCCCUACUCCAUGUGGGCCAAUUGAUCUCUUUAAUCCCUGGAAAUCUGCUCUUGCACAUGGCAGAUCACUCCUGCUGGACCUUUCUUCCUCUCCGCUCCCUGCUCUGAUAUUCCACACUUCCUGGAAGCUUUGAUCCAAUCACUGUCUCCUCGAAGUCGACUCAGGUUUCCUCUGAGCUCUGUUACAGCGUUUACAUUAAUAACAGCUUACACACAUAUGUACAGACCCUCAGUAGAAAACCACCGUCGUCAGUAUUUUAUUUACCACUCACUACUCUGAACAUAGGUGCUCAGAAGAGGACACCAGUCAGAACGGCAGCGCUUGAGUCACUCCGCGAGCCCCAUCCUGCCCGCUCGACCCUGUGGGGGACGGAGGUCCGGCCCCGGGGCUCCCCAACUUCUAGAGGGCGCAGUGUGCCGGCGUGCGUGCGCUAUGACGUCGUGCUCUGAGCGACGGUCUUCCCUCGGGGCAGCACUCCUGCCACCGGAUUCCGUGCGAGCCUUUAGCUCAUGCUUCAAAUCCUCCCGCAUCCCACAAUGCUUUGCCAGCUGCAUUGCCACAAGGAGAACGUAAACACCGCCCCACAAGACAGCGGCUCAGGAGAAAGUUUGUCCCUCGGCGCGAUCCGUCAUCCAGAGAUCGUUGCUAGGCGCCGACAUCCGCUUCUUUACAUCUGAUUGGAUCUCAGGUAUAAGGCGGGGUUUUCUGCUGUGGGGCGCAUGCGUGCAGAAAAGGAUGGAGGAUUCGGAACCGGAACGGAAGCGGGCUCGUACCGACGAGGCGACUGCCUCCGGAAGCCGUUCCGAGGCGGAGGAAGAAGACGACGAGGACUAUGUGCCCUACGUGCCAUUGCGACAGCGCCGACAGCUGCUGCUCCAGAAGCUGCUACAGCGAAGACGCAAGGGAGCUGCGGAGGAGGAGCAGCAGGACAGUGGCAGUGACUACCGGGGAGAUGAGGACGACAUCCCUCUGGGCCCUCAGUCCAACGUCAGCCUCCUGGAUCAACACCAGCACCUCAAAGAGAAGGCUGAAGCUCGCAAGGAGUCUGCCAAGGAAAAGCAGUUGAAGGAAGAGGAGAAGAUCUUGGAGAGUGUGGCUGAGGGCCGAGCCUUGAUGUCGGUGAAAGAGAUGGCCAAAGGAAUCACAUAUGAUGAUCCAAUCAAAACCAGCUGGACACCUCCCCGUUAUGUCCUGAGUAUGUCUGAAGAGCGGCAUGAGCGUGUACGGAAAAAGUACCACAUCCUGGUGGAAGGAGAUGGUAUCCCACCACCCAUCAAGAGCUUCAAGGAAAUGAAAUUUCCUGCAGCCAUCCUGAGAGGCCUCAAGAAGAAGGGCAUCCACCACCCAACGCCUAUUCAGAUCCAGGGCAUCCCCACCAUCCUAUCCUCUGCCCACAGCCUCUCUGGCCGGGACAUGAUAGGCAUUGCCUUCACGGGGUCAGGAAAGACGCUGGUGUUCACUCUGCCUGUCAUCAUGUUCUGCCUGGAACAAGAAAAGAGGUUACCUUUCUCCAAGCGUGAAGGUCCCUAUGGACUCAUUAUCUGCCCCUCGAGAGAGCUGGCCCGGCAGACCCACGGCAUCCUGGAGUAUUACUGCCGCCUGCUGCAGGAGGACAGCUCGCCACUCCUGCGCUGCGCGCUUUGCAUCGGGGGCAUGUCUGUCAAAGAGCAGAUGGAGACCAUCCGACAUGGUGUGCACAUGAUGGUGGCUACCCCUGGGCGCCUCAUGGACCUACUGCAGAAGAAGAUGGUCAGCCUAGACAUCUGUCGCUACCUGGCCCUAGACGAGGCUGACCGCAUGAUUGACAUGGGUUUCGAGGGUGACAUCCGCACCAUCUUCUCCUACUUCAAGGGCCAGCGACAGACCCUACUCUUCAGUGCCACCAUGCCUAAGAAGAUACAGAACUUUGCCAAGAGUGCCCUGGUGAAGCCUGUCACCAUCAAUGUGGGGCGCGCUGGGGCCGCCAGCCUCGAUGUCAUACAGGAGGUGGAAUAUGUGAAGGAGGAGGCCAAGAUGGUGUAUCUGCUCGAGUGCCUGCAGAAGACACCCCCGCCCGUGCUCAUCUUUGCAGAGAAGAAAGCAGAUGUGGAUGCCAUCCAUGAGUACCUGCUGCUCAAGGGGGUCGAGGCCGUGGCCAUCCAUGGGGGCAAAGGCUCCUGCUGUCACCCUGACAGCUCCCGCCUGACCCUCCCCAGACCAGGAGGAACGGACCAAGGCUAUCGAGGCAUUCCGGGAGGGCAAGAAGGAUGUUCUAGUGGCCACAGACGUAGCCUCCAAGGGCCUGGACUUCCCUGCCAUUCAGCACGUCAUCAAUUACGACAUGCCUGAGGAGAUUGA
Messenger RNA from Pipistrellus kuhlii (Kuhl's pipistrelle), 2865 nucleotides. It is a transcript of the gene DDX41, whose product is annotated as DEAD-box helicase 41. Lineage: Eukaryota; Metazoa; Chordata; Mammalia; Chiroptera; Vespertilionidae. The transcript is spliced from 14 exons. Gene Ontology annotation, molecular function: RNA helicase activity; ATP binding; RNA binding. Gene Ontology annotation, biological process: mRNA splicing, via spliceosome. The coding region runs from base 1264 to 2856 and encodes 530 amino acids. Gene Ontology annotation, cellular component: spliceosomal complex. The record is from RefSeq and is a predicted model, not a curated record.